Messenger RNA from Ichthyophthirius multifiliis, 2679 nucleotides. Its product is annotated as oxoglutarate dehydrogenase, putative. Gene Ontology annotation, biological process: tricarboxylic acid cycle. Gene Ontology annotation, molecular function: oxoglutarate dehydrogenase (succinyl-transferring) activity; thiamine pyrophosphate binding. The transcript has 3 exons. The record is from RefSeq and is a predicted model, not a curated record. NCBI's taxonomy places the organism in Eukaryota, Ciliophora, Oligohymenophorea, Hymenostomatida.
AUGUUCGCAUAAAUUGACCCAUUAAAGAUAUUAUAAAGGCCUGAUGAAAUAUUUAACCCUAUAGAUUUCGGUCUGAAAUACGACUAAUAAUUUAUUUAAGAAAUUGACAAAGAUUCGUCUUACAUUCAUUAAAUAAGCGAUAAUUCCCAAACUAUAGUUUAAUUAGAAGAACAUUUAAAAAAAAUCUACAAAAACACUGUAGGAGUUGAAUUUGAACACAUUUAAUGUUCAUCUGAAAAAUCUUGGCUGUACUACACCUUCGAAAAAUACCAAAUUACUCCCUUAACAACCUUAGAAAAAGUAAAUAUUCAUUAACUUUUAACCCAAACGGAAUCAUUAGACCAUUUCUUAAGCAAAAAGUUUUAAACAUUCAAAAGAUAUGCUGGAGAAGGCGCCGAAUCAGCCAUAAUAGGUCUCAAAGCUAUUUUUGCUAAGUCUAGUGAAUAAGAUAUAGAAGAUAUAGUCCUCGGUAUGCCCCAUAGAGGUCGUUUAAAUGUAUUAUGUAACCUCUUAGACUAUCCUGUAGCUGAUUUAUUCCGAAAAAUAACUGGCUAAGCCGACCUACCUUCUGAACUAUACAACUAUGUAGAUGAUGUAGUAUCCCAUAUAGCGACUUCUAGACAUUAAAAAACAUUCUCAGGAACAGGCUGUAAGGAAAAACCGAUAAACAUAAGUAUGUUACAUAAUCCUUCCCAUUUAGAAGCCAUAAAUCCUGUUUCUAUGGGAAAAACUAAGGCUAAAUAAGACUUUGGAAAUUCCACUUUAAACAUCUAAAUGCAUGGAGAUGCUGCUUUUUCGGCUUAAGGUGUAGUCUAUGAGGCCUUUUCUUUAAGUAAAGUGCCCAAAUUCACUGUAUAAGGUACCAUACAUAUCAUUGUGAAUAAUUAAAUAGGGUUCACAACUAGUCCUAUAGACGGAAGAAGUAGUUUCCAUUGUUCAGAAAUUGCGAAAUCGUUCGAUGCGCCAAUUUUACAUAUAAAUGCGGAUGAUCCAGAGAGUGUGCAUAAGAUGUGUAAAUUAGCAGUUGAAUAUAGAUAGAAAUUUAAAAAAGAUAUACUUUUAGAUAUUGUUAGUUAUAGAAGAUAUGGACAUAAUGAAGUCGAUGAACCAGAAUUUACAUAACCAGUAAUGUAUAAAUAAAUUAAAGGCAAAUAGAUGACUUGUCCUUAGAUUUAUAAUAAGUUAUUAAUAGAAUAAGGGGUAUUAAAAGAUGAUGUCUAUGAAAAAAUUAGAUAAAAAACAUUCUCAUAUUUAGAAUAAGAGUUUGAAAAAAUCUCUGAAAACUAAAAAACUAUAUCAAUAUAUAAAUCUAAUGAUAAUAAUUCUUCAUCUGCAUUUAAGUUUAAAUGGUAAAAUAUGGACUUUAGUAUUUUCGGAAAAGAACCAUCCGAAACAGGCUUUCCUUCAUCAAAAUUAAGAUAAUUAGCUGUCUAAAGUGUCACAAUUCCUCCUGAUUUUAAAGUACACCCUCGUUUAUAGAAAUUCUUUAUUGAAUCUAGACUUAAAGCAAUACAAUAAAAUUAAUUAGACUGGGCUACAUGUGAAGCUUUGGCUGCUUAGUCUUUAUUAGAUGAAGGUUUUAUGAUAAGAUUGACUGGUUAAGAUGUUGAAAGGGGUACUUUUUCACAAAGACAUUGGGUACUUACUGAUUAAAACACUCAUUAAACUUUCAACCCAAUUAAAAAUUAUGCCGAAACCCAAAACAAGGGAAAACUAUAUGUAUAUAACAGUCCUUUAAGUGAAAUUGGAGUACUUUCAUAUGAAUAUGGUUAUUCUUUAGAAUCGCCAUAAAUAUUAUCUCUUUGGGAAGCAUAAUUUGGAGAUUUUAAUAACUCAGCUUAAGUAGCAAUUGAUACUUUUUUGACUUGUUCGGAGCAUAAAUGGGCUAGAUAGUCUUCUUUGACUAUUAUUUUGCCUCAUGGAAUGGAUGGAGCAGGCCCAGAGCAUUCUAGUUGUAGAAUGGAGAGAUUCCUCUAAAUGAUAAAUAGUGAUGGAAGUAAUAGAAAUUUUAAGUUGAAAAAGCAUGAUAAUGGUAGAAAGGAAUUGAAAGUAUAUGAUUAGGUCUUUUAUGAAAACUAUUAAGAUAUUAACUUCUAAGUAAUUAAUCCAACAACUCCAGCAAAUUAUUUUCAUGCUUUAAGAAGAUAAAUGAAAAGAAAUUAUAGAAAACCAUUAGUUAUAGUAGGACCAAAAAUAUUAUUGAGACAUAAUAAUGCGAAAUCAACUUUUGAAGAUUUAGAUGUAAAUACAUGUUUCUAAUCUAUUUUGGUUAGACUUCCUGUUAAUUAAUAAACAAAACAUAUUCUUAUCACUAGUGGUAAAUUUUCUUAUGAUAUCUUAAAUUUAAUUAAUUAAGCUAAAUAAAGUGCGACUACAGCACUUAUUGUUAUUGAAGAACUUGCUCCUUUUCCAGAAGAAUAACUAAAAAAUAUUAUUUCUUAAGCUAAUGGAUAAAAUACAAAUGUUUACUGGGUUUAGGAUGAAUAAUUAAAUUCUGGUGCCUAUCUUUAUAGUGAACCUAGAAUUUCAAGAAUAAUAAAUGAACUUAAUUUUAAAAAUUAAAAUAUCUAAUAUGUAGGAAGAAAAAGCUCAGCAGUUACUGCGACAGGAAAAUCAAAAGGACAUUAAUAAGAAACAUAAGAAUUGCUAGAUUUAAUAAAAAGUUUAAUUAUUAUAUGA